This is a messenger RNA of Pyricularia pennisetigena, 621 nucleotides long. RefSeq lists its product as uncharacterized. The record is from RefSeq and is a predicted model, not a curated record. Bases 1 to 621 code for a protein of 206 amino acids. The transcript has 3 exons. Lineage: Eukaryota; Fungi; Ascomycota; Sordariomycetes; Magnaporthales; Pyriculariaceae.
AUGCAGUUCUCCAUGCUCAAGGUCGCAGUCGCCGCUCUGGCCGUCUGCAGCGAUGUCGUCAUGUCUCAGGCUACCCCUGCCCAGGUCGUCACCAACAUCCAGACGCUCACCACAAAGUCGCAGGCGCUGCAGGGCCCGGCGCAGUCCAUCAACCUCAGCAACGCGGUCCAGCUGCUUCUGGGACAGGGACCAAUGACGCAAGUCAUCACCGGCUUGACCGACAUUAUCAGCACGGCCACUGUGUUCCAGGCUCAAAUGCAGAGCAUCGCCGCCCCGACCGAAACCGAGAUCGGCAACAUCGUCAACGCUUUCCGCGAUUUGAGCCGCGUGCAACAGACUCUCCUCAACACCCUGACCGCCAAGGCUGGCAUCAUGAACACUCUGCCCUUCAUCGGCGCGCCCAUGGCUGCUGUUCUCCGACAGCUUGAGAAUGCUCUCGACACCCUUGCCUUUCGCCUCAUUGACCUGGUCGGAUCGCGCGCUACCGAUCUGCAGUCUCAGGCCAGCAGCCUCGGGCAAAGCCUCUCGACCGCCAUCGCCGCCUACUCUGGCAAUGCCGGUAUCAGCAAGAAGCGCAGCCUCAGCCGCCGCGACGCCUUCCGCGCCGCUCUCCGCGCUUAA